ACCUGUCAACGCACCGAGGCGGGCGCUCAGCGACCGUCGCGGUGCAGCGGUGCAAAAGUGCUGCUCGAAUGUUAGGAGCCAUUAUCCCUCUGAAUUUCGUUUAGAAUUGUGUGUUCGGUUUGUUUUUACGGUGCGUGUGUAUCGCCAGAGGCCUAAUCGAGUGACGGCGUCGCAGCCAACCCGCAUUCCAUUCAAUACCAUUAUUGGUAUUGUGAAUCUGUGCUGCGUAAGGUGUAUCUCUCAAUCAGUGCUUGCCAGCUUGGUGCUUACGUGCUGCUAGAUCGUUGUCAUCGUCGUCGUCCACACAAAAAAAAAUAUAUAUAUAGUUUAUAGUUGAUACUUCGUGAUGUCCACCGUAUCUGUUUAACGUGUUCGUGCGUUUGUAUGAGCGAGGUUGUGCAAUUUAUAGAAAAGGAAAUCAAGGAUUAAUUUACAACAAUCCAUCGAAUUCUGAACUAACCAGACGUACUACCUGAUUUAAUUCUUCGACGAAACUAUUAUCGUGGUAGCGUGACAGGGUGCAGCGCGGCGUACAAACGAGUCGUUAAUCUUACAACGAAAACGUGGUAGUGGCCACAGUAGCGACAGUGGUGAAUUGAAGGGGCGGUGCGUCGUCGUGGGAGCGUGGAGUGGAAAACAGUCGGCGGAACCAUGUAAGCUACUGUGGGAUUUAAAACGGCAGGAGUGAGAAGGAAGCGCAACAAAAGCCAGCAAUCCGGAGCGGUACAAUCCGAAUCGACGCUAGAAGAACGAGCAUUUUAUUUUCUAUCACAGGAAUUUCCUGCCAAGUGUAAGCUAAGGCUUGCAGGGGUUUCUCAGGCCUUCGAAGCGACGGGCGACGAAACAGUUGUUCCAUCUCGUUUACUGUAGUUGGAAGGACGUGCCCCACAAUUCUGCUAAGAGACGAUCGGAAGGAAGAUCUAACUUAGCAGACGUAGUUAGUCGUUUCUCGAUACAGGGGCUAAAGAAACGAUAUAAGAAACCCUUAUUCUGCCUCUCGAUGCGGUGCGGACUGAGGUCCGUUGCCGCGGGUUUGGUCCAGGGAGUGCCACGUCUCCACUGCCGCCCCGGCUGCCAGUGACCCGUCUAGCGCGAGUAUGGCGGACCGCCCGCGUGCCUGACACUCCACGCACGACAACUUGCUUGUUAGCGACAAGUAGCGUCAACGAACCCACGGAAACCAAGAACCGACAUAAACGGCUUCUUUUUGGUACCAGCUCGCUUCGGUUCGGUACUGGUAACGACGAUACCAACGCACCAAAGCGAUCGAAAACAACAUCAACUUUUGAAGGCCGUAGUUGUUACUGUCGCCGCCGUCAUCCUUAGCAACAAUAACAAUGAUAAUAACGGUAACAUCAAACUAAAUCUUACAAUUUUGAUUUAUCCAUCACCAUCGGGGCGUCUCCGACAAGGGGAAGCACAGGACCUGUAAGGACGAUCAGCGCAUAAUCAACCACUCAGGUAGUCAGUCGUCCAGCGUAGCCACAAUAGCAGUAUAACAUAAUAACAUGAACACCAGCGUAAACAGUAGCAAUCGAGUGGCAGUUCUAACGGGGAUAUGCCCCCGCCAACAGCGGAAGUACCCUUGGCGUCAACGAUCUAUCGAAACGGUGGUUUCCCUCCCUUCGGUUACAUUGACAACGGCAAGCCAUAGGCUUCUCGUCCAGCUGCUUCCCCUUGUCACCCUGCUGUUCCUCGUCAACGUUACAGGAGUCGAUGCCCAAAGUGAGGCGGUGUACGUGCGAGUAGAUCACAAUGCAUCGCUUGUAUGCCCUCGGGUGCCUGAAGGGACGCCCUCGCAACAGCCUCUAUUAUGGUGGAAAGACGACGUGCUUUUGCAACCGCCUGGAGGCUCGGGGGGCCGCGGAAGCAGCCCCCAGCGAAUCUGGAUGCGCAAUAGUCAACUCUAUAUUGCUCGCGUGGUAGCCGAUGACUCUGGUGAAUACGCCUGCGGCCACUCGACUUUGCGCAAAGCCUCGGGUACCGUGAAGCUCUUCGUGCAAGACGUGCCGGAUCCGCCCGGAACGCCCCUGGUCGGGUUUUUCUCCUCGCGCACGGUGGAUCUAUCAUGGACCACGUCGCGUCAUGCUCACCACUCGCCCAUUCUCCAUUACAUCAUCGAAAUUCGGGUGGGCGAGCACGGAGAGUGGGAUUCGCGGAAUCGCGUCAUGACUAAGGACAACGUGACCAGGCAUCAAUUGAUUGGGCUACAGCCCUUCACUGUGUAUUCCUUCCGGGUCCUCGCCGUCAACGCAAUCGGAGCUUCAAAGCCGUCCAAAGAGAGUUACUAUAUGAUCACAUUGCGAGAAGUGCCCGAAGGGAAGCCCCACAUCGUCUACGCACAGAACACUUCAUCAACCUCUAUUCGUAUUCAAUGGACUCCGCCGCCGAAAAACACGAUUCAUGGGGAAUUCGAAGGAUACCGAAUCACCUACAAACAACGAGAUCGACCAGACGACGAGGCUAGGGAAGUCGUCAUACGAAAUAGCCAAACAACGCACUAUACGAUCCGAAACUUGGAAGUGUGGACACAGUACCUUGUGUCUCUUCAGGUAUUUAAUCCGGCGGGCCGCGGUCCGUCUGUGGUAGUACCGGUCAUGACAGACGAAGGGAUUCCCUCGGCGCCGAUGAACUUAACGGCGGAUAAGGUCACCCAGGCCAGUGUUCUGCUACAUUGGGCCGAACCAGCCCAACCUAACGGAGUAAUUCGCGGUUACCUGAUCCACUUUUCGCAUGCCAGUUCCAGAAAUGAGACCCAAGUGAAAAAGGUUAUCGGCUCGCGUCCCUUCAACGAGUACAUCCUCUCCGAUCUGAAGCCAUUCAGUCUGUACCAUAUAUGGGUGAAGGCGUACACGCAGCGGCACACUGGCGAUAACUCGAACGCCGUCGAGGUGAAGACGGAUGUGGCGGGACCUUCGGCACCUCCGAUCUUUAACCUGACCUGCCACAACAGUGACAGUUUGUACAUCGCCUGGGGACGACCGUCGCGGUACUAUUCACACGUGGACAUGUACUACGUGCACUAUCGCUCGGAAUACGCGUGGAGCUUCGAAGAGAUCGCCAUGGACGCGAGCCUAGACCCAUCGCAAGAGCACCACAUGCUCAUCCCCAACCUGACCGCUAACACCCUAUAUGAAGUCAAAGUACAAGGAGCCACUCGCUCAGUGCUAUACCAUUCCAAGCUUUAUAAGGGCGAGUUCUCUGAAUCCAGGAGAGUGAUCUUGUCCGGGACAGGUGGUAAAUGCCAGUCCUGGCUGGGAGGCCAAUACCCUUACUCUGGAGGGGUGGGGGCGGCGUUGAUCGCCGGCGUCGUCUGCCUCACGUUCGCACUCCUCCUAGCCCUGGUGUCGUUCUUCCUAUGGAAAAAAUACUUCCAGGCUGCUUACUACUAUCUCGACGAUCCGCUUCCCGGAGAGAGAGCUUCGUCCACGCUCGUAUUGCUGUCCGACACGUUCGAGGAUGGCGACUGUAAACCGAUCGAUGUCUGCCAAUGGCCCAAGCAUGUGGCCGAUCUACAUUCGGACGGAGAUAUCGGCUUCAGCAGGGAGUAUGAUUCCCUGCAAGCAAGCUUUGAGGCCGAACUUUCGUCUGAUUUCUCACAGCUCGAUGAGAAUAAGCCCAAAAACAGAUACGUCAACAUCGUCGCUUACGACCAUACGCGCGUGACCCUUAAGCCGUUAUCAGAGAAGCAGAGCAAAAGGUGUCCAGACUAUAUCAAUGCGAAUUAUAUUGACGGUUACCAGAAACCUCGUGCAUAUAUUGGUACGCAAGGGCCCAUGCCGUCAACGUUCGACGAUUACUGGCGGAUGGUGUGGGAACAAAGGGUGCACGUUAUUGUGAUGAUUACUAAUCUCGUUGAAAGGUCUAGGCACUGCGCCAUAUCUGCGAAACAGGAUGAGUUUGAGGGAAGUCGCAAGUGCGACCAGUAUUGGCCCAGUGAAGGCUCGUGUUCGUACGGCCAGCUGCAGGUUAAGUUCAUUUCGGAAGACGUCAUGUCAACAUACACGGUACGCACCUUCCAAGUGCGCCACUUGAAACAGAAAAAAGCGGGCGAACGCACCGUCGUUCAAUACCAUUACACUAACUGGCCCGACCAUGGAGUGCCCGACCAUCCGUUACCGGUGUUGUCUUUCGUCGUGCGCUCCGCAGCCGCUAACCCGCCAACAGCUGGACCAAUGAUUGUUCACUGUUCAGCUGGCGUGGGCCGGACCGGAACGUACAUCGUCAUCGACGCCAUGCUACGUAUGAUGCGACACAAGCAUUGCAUCAAUGUGUACGGGUUCCUCAAGCACAUCCGAAGGCAGCGCAACUACCUUGUGCAGACGGAGGAGCAGUAUGUGUUCAUCCACGACGCUCUGCUUGAGGCAAUUGAGAGCGGCGCCCCGACCGAAGUUCCGGCGGGACAACUUCCCCGCUUCGUGCAGACCCUGGCCCAGCCAUCGGCCAGCGGGGGCCCGUCGCUGCUCGAGCGCCAGUUCAAGCUCGUCACCGUAUUUAAGGCCAAAGAUUUUAACGUCGUGUCAGCACUAAAGCCGUGUAACAAGAGCAAGAAUCGCUCGCUCAACCUGCUGCCUAUCGAGCAUUAUCGGGUGCACAUCACAGCUAAACCGGGCCAGGAGGGCAGUGAUUACAUAAAUGCCACGUUCGUGCAGGGCUUCCGCCGGUUACGGGAGUACGUGCUUACCCAACACCCGAUGCAGGAGACCGUCACUGAUUUUUGGCAAAUGGUCUGGGACCACCAUAUGAAGGUCCUCGUACUGCUUUGCUGCGACCAGGAUGGGAAGGAGUACCCAGGCUUCUUCCCAUCGCAGGUCGGGGCCUCUGAAACCCAUGAUCAGUUCGUUGUCAAGAGGGACACCAAUGGUAAACUUAUUCUUAAGCACGGUCAGGACGCCGACUCUCUAGAGAUCACGUUGUUACAUGCUCCAACAUGGUUGUCGGGCUGUAAGGCUUUGUUUGAGCUGUUUUCGCUAAUUAAGCAAGCCCUCACUGCCCAGGGGAGCGGUGAGACACCCGUGCUUGUGGUGGACCGCAUUGGCGGAACCGAAGGAGCGACUUUCUGCGUACUCUCAUCACUCUAUCAGCAGAUCAACUCGCCCUUGGAACGCGCUGCCGACGUCUACCUAUAUGCCAAGCUGCUUCAUUUGAGGCGGCCGGGUGUAUGGAGAUCCAUACAAGACCUACAUAGUCUAUACCAGGCCUUGAGUAGCUUGGAAGCAACGCUCAUCCCGGACACGCCGUUGCCCCCAUAUAACGGGCAGGCCACGCAGGCAUUUCGGCCGUCACAGCAGCUAGCAGCUAGCCCCCCAUCUACCCUCAUACUUAGCUGUGCGAAGGAAGGCCACAGUCACCAUAACAAUCCGAACGAAAACGGCGGAACAAAUACGAACAGCACAACAACAGCAGCAAGCACACCGACGGCAACAACUCCGACGCUUUCGGUUGCGGUGUUGAUUAACGCGGUCAACGGCGGUCAAGCUGCAUCGCCUCUUCUGUCCCCAUCCGAUACCGUCUCUGUCGUUGAUAGCAACAGCAGUCAAAAUCAGAAUCAAAGUGUUCUGACGACGAAGACACCAACGCAACAAUCGUCAACGGCCAUAGUAACGGCAACAAUAAGUUCAGACGAUGACACGCCGACGACAAUGAGUAAUGGCUACCAGCAACAACAACAACAACAACCGCAACACCCUAUCAGCUAAAUAUCACCGGGACUACCACCAAUUUUACCGCGCGAACCAUAAUGAUAAUAGGGCUAUAAUGUACAUGAAAUUAUACAUAUAUAUAUAUAUAUAUAUAUAUAUAUAUAUAUAUAUAUAUAUGAAGGAAUUAAUAUCUUAGUGUAAUAGUCGUAGCAGCGGAACUAGCAACAUGCAAGAGUCUUCUCUACACUGAACGUCGAUGAGAUUCAGCGUAGCCCCCAUUUGUUCCACCUAGCAGUGGUUAAGAUAAGUGAAAGCUAGCUGGUCAGGAAACCGUGGUGUACCAACAGAUAAAAGCCACUGGCUCGGCCAUGUUGCUGAUAGCCGUAGGUUUCUUCAGGUAGACCCUAAACAGGGGUGACGUAUAGAACGGCCUAUGAUCGUGCUAGCCCUUUAGCCCUUAAAAAAUUGACACGUUCCACUAACUUGCCAUUGAUUAAUACCGUUGUUAGUAAACACUGGUACGACUAGCGGGACUAUUAUGCCUUCAGGACAGCCAAGUAGUGAUGGCUAGAUGACGGAAAAUCGUACAGAAAACUCCGUAGCGAUUGUGAUGAUCUUCUUUUUUUUGUCUAGUUCAAUUCAUGUGUUCUGCUUAUGUAAUAAAUCCAUUUUUGCCAGCCGAUUAAUCUACAAUAUAUCAAAUCUUGCGGUAGCCGGCAUCAUCCAGUGACGAAAUGAGGGGACGGCUUGCUCGUUUUCAGACUCAUACAAGGCUUCUUAGGAAACUAGCGUCGCAUGGGACCAUCAACAACGUGAGAUUGGCUGAGAUUCUCACCAGCCAGAUUUGAUUAUGUUGAACUAAGCUAUUAGAUUAUUACGAAGCUAGAAGUCCACUUCCGAAUAAUUUGAGAUUGGGAUGACUGAACAAUAAUUGAAGCCAUUUAUUUAUUUAUUCGAUAAUCCAAUGAUGAGUGAAUCGAAUCAAUAAGAAAUCCAAUCAUGAUUCCAACUAUUCUAAUUCCCAUUGCUCUCGUAAUCGGGUGCGACCAUGCACUUAGUGAAAUUAUCCGUAUUCAUCUAGAAAUAUAGUCACCGCGCCGAAUCAGAUCUGUGCAACCGUGAUCUGGCCGCGGUCAAACAUUAUCAUUUUAAUCGUCGUUCACAACUCAACUCUAUUUGCUCUUAUAGACAUUAAUCAAUCAAGUAUCAACGAUCAAUUGUCGGUCAUGUUUGUUAAUCGAGUAGAUUCACCGCUACUUUCAAUCUUUUAAAGAAAACUAUUCAAUUAUGAGGCAGUUGCCUCAACCGCUAUCGAUUUCUUACAUCGAACCUACAUCAAUUCUUAUUCCCACAAUAUAAUGCGUUUUCAAAAAAACUACUCAAUGUGCUUAAGGCGAAAGAGCAUAUACACACACUCAAUGCUGCUUCUUGUAGUAGGCUGUGGGUAGCGCGGAAUAUGCUUGCUUGCUUGCUUGCUUCCUUCGUUCUACAUGUGCGCCUCUUUGCUAGCAGGCGAGGUCCUACGAUAAGGAACUGAAGUGGGCCUAAAGAACUCGAUUUUUCAAUGUCGUGCAGAAUCGUAGAGGACUAGCUUUCCCGCAGACCACUCUCCGUCCCAUAAUAUCGGAAGACCUAUGAAGAAAUCGAUGAUAACAGUGGACAGCUAAGGCCUCACUCUCUGAAACAACUUAAAUCAGUAUCAUCUCAUCGCUAAUAUAUUGCUUUGUAAAGAAUCUGUGUAAUACUAGUAUUACAAAGUCACCGGAUAGUACCGAUCAGUAAGCCACUAAAGCGGGCACCAGAGACCCUAGAGGCAGUCGAAUAACUGAAAGCGCAGAAGGAAACAUUGUGGUGAAAAGCUCUAUUUUUGUUCGUGUCAUACUGAAAAGACCUCUACCUAAGCUAAUGUAACUAAGAAAACGAAAAUCAGCAGACGUUAGGUAACGAUAGAAAGAAUAAGAGAGAAACAAAGCAAAAUAGAAGCCUCCACCGAUUGCAAAAGCGAAGAAGACUUCGGAGUGGCCGGCGGUCAGAUUGAGGAGCUCAAGGCGGACACGCAUAGUUGUCACAAGAACUGUGUAUAAGUGAUUAUUGAUCAUUAUGAUGAUAAUAUAACAAUUACAUCAUGUUGUAGCUGCAUUUAGCCCCGUUGAGGUUACCACGCCAAUUUUUCGUAUAUAGCACCGCAAUAUUAUGGCCAAUGGGUCUGUCUCCGCGUGUGACGUGAUUACAGCGCCAUGCCACUACUAUGGCACGUGGAUAUUGUUUAGGCUGUGUGGCGACGCUUUACUAUAUGUUCACUUUAAAUGCUGGGUAAUAUUCGUCUGCAGACAGUAUCAACAAGCGAAAGGGUAAAUUUCAACUGAAAUUCGAAGUAAUUCUAACAACAAAUCCAAGUAUAUGCUGCGGAUUGAGCCCAGCUACUCCUGUCCGACGGGUGAUCUCAACGCUGCUCUGGCACACUGUAGCUCAUCUCUGGAACCUGUAGAAUACAUAACUACUGAUUAUCAACGUAAUAAUAGUCAUUAAGAUUAUUAUUCCUAAUACUUAUUACCACUAAGAGAAGACGAAGGAUGAGGAUGGUGAUUGUGUGGAUAAUCUAAUUAGAAUAUUGAAACGAUGAUAUUCUCAUUGUAGUGUAUUGUAAUUCAUAUUAUUAUUAAAUAAUAUAUAUAAUAAUGAGAUAAUGAUAUUUGACAACCAACCCUGUACAAAGCUUUAGUAGAUAUACGUCAUAGCUAUAUAUAUAUAUAUAUAUAUAUGACAGAAGCAAAAAAUGAAAGAUUGGAAAUUUAACUAAAGAAAGCAAAGCAUAAUAAACGCGAGAUGUAAAAGGUGUAUGUGUAGAAAAAAACCUCAAGAUAACAACAAUUGGCGAUGAUGUGGACGGAAAUUCUGUAGUGCGCCUGUGGAACUCAAGUAACGGCAAAAAAAAAAGAUGAAAAUGAAGGGAAACUACUGCGUAGACAAUAAUCGUUAAUAUCCGUUUUGGAUAACAGCUUAUAGGGAUAGAGCCUAAAGGGUGUAUGAAUUCGAGACGAUACAUGAAAAGUAAAGCGAGAACGCGAUAUACAACUGUACAGCAGAGUGAGAGCUAAACGUAUUGCAGCAGCGACAACUUCAAUAAAAAUUAGCGAAGACAACUAUGAAUGAGGGAGUAAUAAAGAUAAUAAAAGGGUAGAGCAGCGGCGGUGUGCUAUAUAUCGCUUCAGGCUACUCAACACAACUCGAUGGAGCCUAAUAAGGCCAGUGCAGAAAACCUAUAAAGACACAGAACUGAAUACGUAGUUAGAGUGAUGAACAAUCCGAUUAAGCAAAACUGAUACUUAUCAAAUUAUGUGUGACAAUUGGAUUGCGAGUUUACGGAAGCUAGUGUAAGCAGAAGGUCACAGUAACAACAACGACUGAUGGUUGUCUAACGAAAAAUCAGUUAAAAAAAAAUGCCAGCGUAUUGAUGAAGAGCUAGCGUACCGGCGAUGCUGUUAUGGGCUGCAGGCCUCGAAAAGCGUCCUGGAUAAAAAAUAGCAUGUAUUCAGAUCAGGUUCUCCAGUAUCCCACCAUUCACUUUCACGUUUCGAGCCGCUGUUGAUGGUGGUAGAUGUUGAUUUAUGCUUGUUUAACGAUCCAUUCGUUAGUACUACAUGUUGUUCUACGAAGCUCCAAUGACUGUAUAAACAUUUAUUUAACCUUACAACUGUCAUUUAUGUACUUCCAGAUUUUGUUCUAUUCUGGCGGCCGCCAUUAAAUUUAAUAGAUAAUGAACGCCUAUUAUGUAUUUGUGUGUUGAUUGAUUUGAUCUCCUUUUAGCAUGUUCUUUUAGAGGAAUUGAGUAGCACACUUGGUGAGGCUAACACGUCGGCCAUCAAUGACUUGAUCAACAUGAGAAAAUUAAUUAAAACGUUCCUUUGGUGCAAUGUCACUUGUGAAACGUCGGGUGCUAUACAUCUGCGCGCCCGAUUUAGUUACAUGGUAGUCGAGAAGUCUUGUAAGGAUAUACAAACAUUUUUAAAAGAAACAACAAUCUGACGUAAGGCGAGGAAAACAUAUCGUGUUUAGCGUGCGAGACGGUAUUCGUGCUUGGCGUAAGCAACCGGAAAGUGCAGGAUCACGAACAUGCCCAACCACUUACUCCCGCUCGGGGACCCCACAUAAAGAAGGCAGAGACCAAAAAAAUGAAAGAGAAACGCCCGCAAAUAAAUUGUUUUAUUUCGUACACCGAGAAGACGCAAGUAAACAGCAUAUUAUCAAGACACCAUUGGGGUUAAUGUUACCACUUCUUAAUUUCACCGUCGUCAAUAACGGAACAAAAAGGAGGCGAGACUCAGAUAGAAUUUAAUCGCGGUAUAGAUAUAGUACGUACUAUUUAUGAAACAACCUGAGUAAGCUCAUCCGCGAGACGUAAAUUAAAUAACGUUAGUUCCUUAGCUUAUGCAAUAAUAAAGUAAUGAAACGCAAAAUGUCACAAUAGCACACAAAAGUAAAAUCCUUAAUAUAAUAGCAGUUUCUCUGGCUGAAUUCUCGGCGCUAGCUAUCAUGUCAUGAAAGCAUCCAAGAGAGCCUGUGUGGACGGUUUCGUCAGUGCAAGGUCUUGGCAUCUCAAAUCUUAUCUUCUACGGCUUGAACACGAACAACGUAUACAUACGCACAGGCCUUCAUGACGUAGAAACACGGCGACAGAAAAGAUAUAUAUGGUAGAGAAAAACGCGCGCCUGAGCCAGAGAACGAUCCGAAGCAGUCACGUGGAAGGAAUAUAUUGCGUGUUAAAGAUACUCAAUCAGCGUUGAGAAUAAUGGUUGCAAGCAUUUGUGACAUACAUCUAUACACAUUGUACUGUAGUUUAAAUGUGAUCAUCUUUAUUUGGAUCAUAGCUGUGUAAAAGGGCUGUUGUAUGCUGGAGCGAUGCAGAAGGGACGCGGGAUAACUGCAAAAAUAAAUGGCGAGCAUGUAUGACUACUGAGAUGUUUCGAAAAGCUGGACUGAGUUGAGAUAGUGACAGAGGGGAUACUGAUGCUUCGACCGAUCACAGUAAUAGUAACACAAAUAGAUAGAAAACUAAUAGAACAAAAAAGUGUAUUCCGAUAAACGUAUAUGUAACGACAAAUGCCAAUAGAAUAUCAAAAUGUAGCUACAUGCUGACCACUUGCAAAGCAGCGUUAAAAUCGGCAAACUUUACGCUUUUAUCGUAAUCCCGUUGCAAAGGUGCUACCGAAGUCAACAUUAACGUCAAGGAAUAUUGAUUUGGAAAGAAUAUUCAUUGUUCGUAUUUUCUACACUGCACCGUUUUUAUAGAAUUACUAGUCACUUGGGAAUUUUCUAGAAAAUUGCGCCUUUAGGAGGACAUAUUUUUCAAAAAAACAAUUACUGCCGUUUGUAAUACUGGGAUCCUUUAGGCAUCGAUCGAUUCCAUUAGAAAAUUUAAACCUUCAAACUCUCCUAUUUUCGCUAAUUUCAGAAGGCUUCAGGGAGCAAACACUUCCCGGUAAUGAGCGUUCUCCAUUCUGUCAUUGAUGUCGGACACUUAGGUGUUACUUGCUUACAUUUUGAACAAAGAGAUUCUGUUGGUUGGCUCAGUUGAUCGCUCGACCUAAGACAGUUUAACCGUUACAGCAGAGACUUUCCAAAUGUGUUGUUUCCGCAAUUGCUGAGCUAAUUGCGUCUAGAUAUUUUUGUGGAUGAUAUUAAUGGCCCUUACUAGACGUCCUCUUGCCUAAAUGCGGAUGUUUCUGACUUUAAUCGGUAUAGACGAUAGUAGACUCUAAGGACCCCAAUAUAAUUGAUAAAACAGUGUAUAUUCUAAAGGUUGAAAAAAGCUGACGCAGAAGAACAGAGAUUCUUCUAGUAAAGUGAAUCGAAGCCGAUCUAUUAGCCCUGAACUAUGUGACUAGAGUCGUAUAUAGGCUGCUCAUACCGUGAGCCGAUUUGAAUAAGAUAUACGCUAGCGGUCGAUCGGGCGGUUCGUUCUUUCAUGACACGUGUAUUUAGUAUACGACUCAGAGUUGAAUUAUUUGGCUCUGCAUAGCAGCGACAUUCGAAUACAUUCGAUACCCAUAGAAUACAUUUUAUUAUAAAAUAAUAAAAGAGGAGAUGAGACAAAACUUUCAAUUGGGGCUAAAUGAUAGAUCCUGGGUUACAAUAUGGGUAUUGAUUCAGCAAAGAUGGGUUCCCGCUCUCUAGUUGAAGUAAAACUAUUGGAGAAGCUAACCGGCACUGUCGUUCAAACUAUAAGCGAAAACAACUUAUUACCGAGCCCGCCGUUCUAUGCACACAUGGGCGAUGCUCUUUUUGGUAAUUAUUUGCGCUUGUACUGCGGCUUCAUCAUGACUUUAGCAAUAUCUCUUGCGAUCUAGUUGUGUUAAUGAGUACUUCGAGGAAGAACUACUACCUCUUUCCACUCGUCCAGUUAAAAUGCGAAUAGGAUAUACAACAAAAACCCCACGUCGAGAUGUGAUAAACAAGUCAGAUAUUCAAUUGCGCAUAGGACGUGAAACAUUCGUCAAGAAUUGGCUUAUUUUCUUGCGGAGCUUGCCCUAGCCCCGUCCGCACAACUUGAAGUAUUGGUCGGAGAUAACCAUGUUUGUAUGCAUUUUACAUGCACGUUUCAGUGAGCCAAUUUAGCCGUGAUUCAACAUGGCUAUAAAGAUCUGAUGUUCUGAAGAUGCGAUAUAACUUGAUUCACUCAGAUACCUUAAAUCUGAGUUUGCUAAUCCGUGAUUGAGCUCACAGGGGUACACGGUGCGGAUGACCAAACAGCUAAGCCCCUGCCUUUGUUAAAAAAACAAUAGAAUUGAGGGACAAGAGUUUCGCAAGUGUUGAGCGCUGAACUCUCCCCACAGCAAUGGCUCAAACUAAGCUCUCUCAACGGACGUGCGCGGUUGGGAUUCGUAUUUAUAGAAACGGUAUGUAAUAGAAAUUUAAGUGUAGUUUUAACAACCACAAUUUCACUUAAAAAUAACCGCCACUGCCGUGGAAGCCCUGCGAUAAUAACAUUUAGAUGAAUCUACAAGAGAAGCGAAUGACAACAAUAUUAUUUUGUUGAAAGUACAUAUAUAAUGUACUCAAUAUUUUUCGUCGCAUAGCCUAGCGCCUUUCACUGCGAACGCUUGUAACUGCUAAUAGCAGUUAAACGGCUAUCGAGGUCACGAAGGCUUGACGAAAGGAGACAUGGUUCCGGCUGAUCUAUCCUUGACACGGCAACCUGUUUCCGAACGCUGACGCUAGAGCAGAGAGCAACUCCAGGAAGCACACACUGUACAUAGCCUAUCACGACAAUUUCAAUAACCAUUAUCAUUAUUAAUAUAGAAACUCAUAUAGUUGCAUGCAUGUUCAGAUUGCUCUCGGCGAAAAUAGACGGCAGCAUGGAUAAAAACAAGACGCUGCAAAAAUGGUGAAUGCUCACAAAUACCCCCAAAUUGCCUAUGGGUUGGUAACCAUGGGUACUCAUGACCUGAUCGAAGCUCUGCCUGCAUGUCUUUUAAACAUGGUGAAGAUUUAACUCUUCCUGUCUUCGCCUGAUCCGUACAUAACUACAAAACGUACUAAAUAACGUACAAAAAACAAUCGGUUGACUUUGCCUCCCUUCGCAAGGGGCCGUUCGAGGCGAGGAAUAAGCAUAAAGAUAGGUUACCAAAGCUAAGUAAAUGCGAAAGACGGUAGUAGGUAGGCGGCAUGGCAGAACUAGCUGCAUCAUUGCUCUUGUAGGAAAGGCUAAGCAAAUGGAGGAUCUAUUGCAGACCCAAUACGCAUUGGGGUUCGUUGUUUUAUCGGCUGGAACGACUUCCGUUCUAGUAACCCCAAAACAGAAAAGGUUAAGUGUAUAUAAACUGACUGAAAAAGGGGAGAGGGAGAGAGAGAGAGAGAGCAAGAAAGUCACUUCAAAGACCUACAAAAUAAGAAGAAUAACAAAUACAUAGGAGUAAUAAUAAUAAUAAUAUUAUUAAUAAUUACGAACAACAAUGUUGUAGAGAAGAGAGGAAUUCUCGAUUGCUAUCGAAGUAAUAGAGAACCCACGACCACGUUUAGGGUGGCAUAUGUCUCCGCACACACACAAACACACACACACACACACUAUGCCAUAUAUAUAUAUAUAUAUAUAUAUAUAUAUAGAUAUGCGUAGUGAAAGUGUGUGGAAUCCGAAUGCCGAAUAAAAGUCUUAAAAUUUAAUAACACUUAGAGUACUGUUCUAGUGAAUCGUGUCGCCGACAUUCUGCUGACAGCAAGAGUAAUAAUAAUAGUAAUCACGGUAAAGAACCUAAAACUAAAUGCUAACCUGUGGCCAGACAUAAAAAUUUCGAUUCUUAUAAGCAAUUGCGGUCAACGAGAGAGAAGGCGCAUGCGCAACAAUAAGGCUAACACGUAAAAAUAAGAUGUCUGAUAAAUGAGUCCGAUAAAUGCGAAAAGAGAAAAUGCCCAGCAGUAACUUAUUAGUUCUAUACUUCGACGAUAAUUAUCACUAUUAUUACACUCCUUGUAAAGCUUCAGAAUUACAUAGGAGACGAAAAAAGGAAACAGGGAGUCGAGGAGAGAACAAAAAAUACCGGGAGAGAAAAAACAGAAAAGCAGAAAGAAAAGCCUGGCAGAUAUAAUGGAAGUCGUAAAAAUAAUAAUAAUAAUAAUGGGCUUAAUGCCGCCCAUCAUAGAAAUGCAGUUGUGGUUUGAUGACAACCACAAACAACCCGCUCAACAGGAAAAAAAAUUGCACUAAAUGAGAAAAAUAUGGUUAAAAAAAGGAUAAUGCUAAAACACAAAAAAGUCGAUGUGUGAGAGCGCGACCAGCAUCAAAUAAAGAAACAAAGGCAAGAGCAAUCCUGCCGGAGCAACGAAACACCGACAACAAGAUCAAUGGAGCAAUGAACGCAUAAAUAAAGAGGGAAAAAUGCGACUAUUCAGAAUCUUAAUGUUAUACCCAA
This is a messenger RNA of Varroa destructor (honeybee mite), 14548 nucleotides long. It is a transcript of the gene Ptp99A, whose product is annotated as Protein tyrosine phosphatase 99A. NCBI's taxonomy places the organism in Eukaryota, Metazoa, Arthropoda, Arachnida, Mesostigmata, Varroidae. The record is from RefSeq and is a predicted model, not a curated record. Gene Ontology annotation, molecular function: protein tyrosine phosphatase activity; protein binding. Gene Ontology annotation, biological process: protein dephosphorylation.